GUCCGCUUUAUAUUCAGUAAACGUAUACAAUGUCGCUACAAGGAUAGACACCCUUUCACACCAUUAAGUGCAAGCCUUUUUCAUUACAUAGUUGGCAGUUAGCUACACUCAUUAGCUUAGCGGCUAACGCUACUUGUCCAUUCAGUAUUAAGUUAAAUAUUCCUGACUAAAUCAGUGGUUUGGGUCAAAGUGAGAUACAUGACUACACGUUACGCUCACGACUCACUGAAGGAAAAUCCUGCUGUUAAAUUAAACGAAACGACGCCGUCAAGCACGGAUCAUUGCCAAGAUGAGUUUGAGAAAGCAGACACCGAGUGACUUUCUGAAGCAGAUUAUUGGGAGACCUGUGGUGGUCAAACUGAACUCUGGUGUGGAUUACAGAGGUGUCCUGGCCUGCCUGGAUGGUUACAUGAACAUUGCCAUAGAGCAGACUGAGGAGUAUGUCAACGGGCAGCUCAAGAACAAGUAUGGAGAUGCUUUUCUAAGAGGAAACAAUGUCCUUUACAUCAGCACCCAGAAGAGGAAAGUGUAGUGAAGACCAUUCUGUUUUGUUUUUUAUUUUCAGUGGACCACUGUCCUAUGUUGUUGUUUCUGUAAAACCUGAAUACUUGUGUUUGAUUUUGUAAAAACGGAAUAUGUUAAUAAAUCCUCAGUUUUGAUUUACA
This is a messenger RNA of Eleginops maclovinus (Patagonian blennie), 665 nucleotides long. It is a transcript of the gene lsm6, whose product is annotated as LSM6 homolog, U6 small nuclear RNA and mRNA degradation associated. The transcript has 4 exons. Gene Ontology annotation, molecular function: RNA binding. Gene Ontology annotation, biological process: mRNA splicing, via spliceosome; maturation of SSU-rRNA. Gene Ontology annotation, cellular component: U6 snRNP; sno(s)RNA-containing ribonucleoprotein complex; U4/U6 x U5 tri-snRNP complex. Lineage: Eukaryota; Metazoa; Chordata; Actinopteri; Perciformes; Eleginopidae. The record is from RefSeq and is a predicted model, not a curated record. The coding region runs from base 290 to 532 and encodes 80 amino acids.